Myodes glareolus (Bank vole) is the source of this 2018-nucleotide messenger RNA. Its product is annotated as stabilizer of axonemal microtubules 1-like. The record is from RefSeq and is a predicted model, not a curated record. NCBI's taxonomy places the organism in Eukaryota, Metazoa, Chordata, Mammalia, Rodentia, Cricetidae. Gene Ontology annotation, molecular function: microtubule binding. Gene Ontology annotation, cellular component: cytoskeleton; centriole; ciliary basal body.
UGCGCAGCGGAGGGGAGCCGUUCCCGCAGAGUGUGGUUCUUGCUCACGCAAGGGAAACUUUGGGAAGGAAACGGGGCAAGCGAACUGUGCCAGCAGGCCGCUUAAGUUUUCUUUCAAGAAGAUACCUCUUUCUGCCAAGCCUCUUGAAGCUUGGCAGUCCUCCCACCAGGCCUGUUGGGGGUCCCUGUAGGGGCUCAUGCUCGGAGGUAUGAUGUGAGGUGAUAUCAGGAGAAUGGCACUCAUAAACAGAAAGUGCAUCUGCGACCUUUGCUCCUGUGGCAAGCAUCAUUGCCCACAUCCCGCUACCAAGAUUUAUGAGAAGACAGAGAAACCAUGUUUUUUCUCCGAAUACACCGAGAAGUAUCCCAACUAUCAAUCUUACAUGCCCCGAGAGUCCUUCAAACCCAAGAUGGAGUACCAGAAAGCAACUAUACCAAUGGAAGGCCUGUCUACAACAAAGAGAGACUUUGGGGGUCACAACAUGGUACCGGUGAAACACUACCAUCCUGAAAAGUUCACUCCAAGCCAAGAUGAAAUGGAUUUCCUCACAACGUAUAACCAACACUACAACUACCAGCCUGCCAGUCGAGUGAGCCCCAUUAAACCUCGAGACAACAGACAACCAUGUACUGACAAAAUGGAGACUAUGCCUACGUACAAAGCCCAUUAUUUACCUUGGAACCAGCAAAGAAGACCUUCGUUUCGUCCACAGCAAACAUACCGUCCUUCGUCCUGUAGGUUCGAUCAUAGAACCACACACCAGGACGAUUAUCCCAUAAAAAAUCUGGUGGAUACGGUGAAUUACAAACCUCCAAAUGUGCCAAAGCUCUGUAAUGCUCCCCUGGAGAAUAUGACAACUUACAGAUCGACCUAUGUGGCCCAUCCUGUGGAGAAACGGUAUGUGUUCGAGUCAGAGAAGUAUAAACCAUGUGAAAUCCCUUUUGACGGCCUUACCACCCACAAAGAUUCUUACAAGGGUUUGAGGGGGGAUCCUGCGAAGAGCUGGAAACCUGUAUCCAAGCACUCUGGGCUAGACAUACCUUUUGCAACCAACACCGAAUUUCGGGAUAGAUUCCAAGCUUGGCCAACACCGCAAAUAGUCCCCAAAGAGCCUGUCCCUUAUAUCCCUCCUGAAGGGGAGAUGGAUCUUCUGACAACUUCACAAGCUGACUUCAAGUGCCCUAAUGGUGUUGCUGCCCAGUCCUGCCGGCCAGUCUACCACAUAAAGAAGAGCGACCGCUUUGAAGGCUCCACCACCACCAAAGAGGAUUACAAACACUGGGCCAACGUCCGCAGAGAGCCAAUCAAACCUCCUCCCCAGCUGCAAUUCCCUGAUGAGCCUAUGGAUUACAUGACCACCAAUCGUGCCCACUAUGUGGCCCAUACACCUGUCAAUACCAAAAGCUGCAAGCCUCCCUGGUCCGGCCCUCGUGUAAACAUCCCUGUAGAAGGCCAGACCACCUAUUCUACCAGUUUUACUCUUAAGGAAAUUCAAAGGUGCCCAGCUUCAUAUUCUGAACCCCCUGGCUACAUCUUUGAGGAGGUGGAUGCUGUCGGGCACAGGAUGUACAGGCCAGCUUCUCAACAGAGCAACCAUCUUGGCUUUGGUGACGCUGAAUGUCCUAACCAGAGAGAGAUGGCAGUCCGAGCCUGCCAUUGAGAAAUGGUUGUUUAGCAAUUGAAUUUGCACAGUGUAUUAAAAGCAAACAAUUGAGGAUUAUUAAUUGGACACAAAAGAAUUCCCCAAAAUGAAACAACAGUGUAGACAAAACAACAAACUUUAUUAUCAAUUUCAGGAUAUUUGAAAGAAAUAAGAAUCACCUAAAAAAACAACAUGGAAUUAUCAGCUGAUUGACUCCUCUUAACCCUUCCUAUAUUGUACCUCCCUAGCCCCACCAAUGCCCCUUGCUUUAUGCUCAUGAAAUCAAAGCUGGUCUCAAGAAAAUAUUUCUCUCAUCUAGGUGUUUUUUAUUAAUCUGAUCACUUGAAAAGCUUGAAGUGUCAAUAAUAAAAUUUAU